AGAAUGCAGUUCUUUGUAAAUGUUUUUCUGGGAUUUUUUAUCUUUGAGUCUGUUGGAGCUGCCCCUCUCAGUGACACCGUAAUUUAUGAUUCUGAGUUCUAUAACAUACCACUUGGAGAGCUGCCUCAUCCAUUUGCCUAUGAUGAAAACAAGCAGUCUGACCAAGUAGAGACAGAUGUUGGGGCAGAAUUACCUUCUGCAAUUCAGGAGAGUUUUUCUUCUGCAUCACUGACCGAAGAAACCGAGGAUGAAGUGUCAACACCAAAAUUAAUUGAUGGGUCUUCAGCACAGGGGUCAGGGGUUCUUGGACCCCAGACUAAAGAUGGUCUUCCCACUUGCCUUUUGUGUACAUGCCUAGGGACCACAGUCUACUGUGAUGAUCGUGAGCUUGAUGCUGUUCCACCAUUGCCUAAGAAAACCACGUAUUUCUAUUCACGCUAUAACAGAAUCAAGAAGAUCAGCAGAAAUGACUUUGCUAACUUAAACCAUUUAAAGAGGAUCGAUUUGACUGCAAACUUCAUAUCAGAUAUCCACAAGGAUGCCUUCAGAAGAUUGCCCCAGCUUCAGGAGCUGGUGCUCCGUGACAAUAGGAUAAGGCAACUCCCUGAGUUGCCAUCUACUUUAAUGUUCAUUGACGUUAGUAAGAACAGGCUUGGUCGCAGAGGGAUACCAAAUGAGGCAUUUAAAAAUCUGGAUGAACUGCAGCAUCUUUAUAUCACUGACAAUAACUUAGAUCACAUUCCAUUGCCACUCCCUGAAAGCCUCCAAGCUCUUCAUCUUCAGAACAACAACAUUCAAGAGAUGCAUGAAGAUACUUUCUGCAAAAUGAGAGAUUUUACUUAUGUGCGUAGGGCUCUCGAAGACAUCAGACUGGAUGGUAAUCCCAUCAACCUGAGCAAAACACCUUAUGCAUACAUGUGUCUGCCCCGUUUGCCAGUUGGUAACCUCAUCUAAGCUUUGACAGCAGCCAAGACUGUCAUGUGCUGUAAGAAUCUCUAAAGACAAAUCACUAACUCACUGCUAUAUUAACCAAGAUGAAUUUACACAAAUAUCAUUGAUUU
Messenger RNA from Ficedula albicollis (Collared flycatcher), 1061 nucleotides. RefSeq names its product epiphycan (gene EPYC). The record is from RefSeq and is a predicted model, not a curated record. The coding region runs from base 4 to 954 and encodes 316 amino acids. The transcript has 6 exons. Lineage: Eukaryota; Metazoa; Chordata; Aves; Passeriformes; Muscicapidae. Gene Ontology annotation, molecular function: protein binding.